Molecule: messenger RNA, 541 nt
Organism: Nilaparvata lugens (brown planthopper)
Lineage: Eukaryota; Metazoa; Arthropoda; Insecta; Hemiptera; Delphacidae
Product: peroxidasin homolog
Exons: 3
Source: RefSeq, a predicted model, not a curated record
AUUUCACCCGAUGGCACACUACAAUAAUCAAUCUGGAACGUGAGGACACUGGAACCUACAAAUGUACAGCCAGCAAUUACAUUGGUAUCAUUACUGCUGUGGCGCAAGUACUUCCGACGUUCGUGACAACGCCAGAAAAUCUGACAACGAAAAGUGGAAGUUUGGCAAGACUGCGUUGUGUAGCGGAAGGUUCUCCAGCGCCUGUUAUCACGUGGUUCAAGGAUGGCAACACUGUAACUCCAGCGACACGAUUCUCAAUACUUGAAGGAGGAUCCACUCUGGAAAUCCGCGACCUGAAAGAGUCAGACUCCGGCUUGUACACCUGCCUGGCGCAGAACCAGGUGGGUUCGGCCGAGGCGAAUGCGGACCUGCGCGUGAAGGGCUUCGGCAGUCGACCGCCGCGCAUCCUGUUGAGGCCCUACCCCAUCUCGGCGCCCCUAGGCACCAGCAUUGAGCUGCCCUGCAAGGCAGAUGGUGACCCCGUGCCUGUUAUCACCUGGCAAAGGGAUGGCGUCAAGCUGGUUCCGGACAGGACUCACAA